Messenger RNA from Anopheles bellator, 4893 nucleotides. It is a transcript of the gene Srrm234, whose product is annotated as serine/arginine repetitive matrix protein 2. The record is from RefSeq and is a predicted model, not a curated record. Lineage: Eukaryota; Metazoa; Arthropoda; Insecta; Diptera; Culicidae. The transcript is spliced from 8 exons. Bases 73 to 4266 code for a protein of 1397 amino acids.
CAAAAUCGCGCUAUCUCAUGCCAUAACGUAAGCGAUAAACAAAACCAUCCACAACAACACCAACAAAAACGGAUGCUGCAGAAUGGGCGAUGCGAAAACUCGAGUCACUCCCAACUAGGGCCUGACAUACAUCGUCUACGUCGACAUCAGCCUUGCCCGAAUGUACACUCGGAGAAGCCGUUGGUGGAAAAUAAAAAAUCUCGCAACGUCAAGGACGAUUCAGUUUCACGUUCUUCGUCCUGCGAUUCCGUUACUUUUGGGAUCAUGGUGAAACCAAGAGCAUCUUUGUGUCACUUGAGAGACGCUGCGUGCGUUCCUCCGUCACAAAAUUCGGCGAGUUGUGUAUGCCAAUAUCAUCCGGAAGGAACUAUGAUGUCUCAAGGACAUGAUGCACAUUCUCACCAGCCUUACCAUCAUCUUGGGCACAAUUACUAUCAACCCCGUAACCCACAUCAUCAUCUGUCACAACAACAGCAGCGUAGGUUCUGCAUAAGGACAACUACAGCCGCUGCAACGGGAGCCUCCGAUGGUAGCACAAUUUCCGCUAUAAAUCCGAUUGGCAUGCCGGCUAUGCACAGUGUUGUAAGUGUGCGGGAAACUCAUCACAUUGCCCAGGCCCAGCAGGAAAAAAACGCGAAACUCCGCGAUGCAUUCGGCAUUUCGGAAUACUUUGUCGAGGGUACAAGCUUCGACCAGGACCGAAAAGCCAAGGAAGAUCUAGCAAAAUCGGAAGCCUUGCAGAAGGAGUUGGCUGAGAAAGAAAAGGUCAAGGAGGUGGAACGGGUCAAUCGUAAACGCUACGCACUCGUGCGAACACCAUCACCUGAAAAGCAAGGAAGCGGCUCCGAAACGACUAGCCGUAAUGGGAAGCGUGCUGCUUUGGCGUCCCACGAUCGUGUUGAUCGUGGUGAUAAUGACGGAGCUAGAGAAAGGACUGAUGAUGAUGAGGGCAAUAUUAGCGGAAAGGUAGUUCCGAGAGCAUCCCGCAAUAAGGAAGAGAAGAAAAAGAAAAAGAAAAAAGCACGGGAUAUGUCUUCAAGUCCAAAUCGCAAGAAAGAUAAAAAGAAGAAAUCAAAGAAAAACAAAAAAGACAGAACUAAAAAAAAGCAUUCGAAAAAGUUUCAACGGAAUGACGACAGCGAUUCCACUGACACAGAUUCGGACUCAAACUCAAUGGCCAGCGAUGCAUUGUCUAGUUCGGAGCGCGGCAGCAGCAGUAAACGAAAGAAAAAGUCUACAAAAAAGAAAGACAAGAAAAAGAAAUCAUCGAAAAAGAAGAAGGCAAAAUCUCGUUCGUCAUUCCACGUAAAGUCACCAAUGACGGAAAACAAGUCAUUAAUGGAAGAGCCACCAGGGCGUGAGGACGUGCAUGAUGAAGGCAAUCACCAAGGUGAUUCAUGCGUAUCGGAAGAAGUAUUGCAUGCGAAGAACAAAAAUCUCAACGAUCGCAACCGACAUAUAAUCGUCGAUAAUAGUCGAGAUCACUACAUUACUCACAGCCAAAGUAGAGGACCUCGAAGCUAUAAUCGCGAUGAUGAUAGUAACCUUGGCUAUGCCUUCUCCGGCAGAAGUUCGAAUAUUAGAGGAGGGUUUCAGCGCCCCCACCAUGAUCAUGGUAUAAUGCAAAAGGGAGAUGAAAAUCGGGAACGGCGUAGUAGAUCGAGGCAUCGUCGCUGGGAACGUUCAAUAGAUCGUGAACGAAAACAUAAGUCACGCUCCCGUUCUGAGAGUCGUCGCAGUCGUCAACACAAAAAUCGAGGUUCUCCCACGACGGAACGUAGUUUGAGAAGAUCAAGUGAUAGAAAGCGGCGCGAUUAUACACCACAAAGAACGGACAAAACAGACCGGCGUCAUCGUGAGUCAGAUCAUCAUGAACCAAAUGAUGCUGGUCGUGUUCCAAGUGAAUUCGAGAGGCAAAGUGAUCGAGGCAAACAUCAACGCCAACGUGAACGUGACGCUGAACGAAACCGUGAUCGUGGCCAAGAACGUGAACGGAAUCCCAACCGCACUCGCGAUCACGAUGCUGAUCGAUUCAGAGAACGAUCAUCGCGCAGUGUCGACAAGCAACAGGAGCACGCAGCUUCAAAUGUUUGGCUGCGUUCCAACGAUCCAUCGAAAAAAACACAUGUCAAGAGCUCGCCCCAAGAGCCUCAGCGCAUGGACAAAUCAUCGUCGACGGGAAGCAAAAAACGCAACAAAUCCCCUGAGUUAAAACAAGACUCUACCGAAAAGACUCGCAAACGCCCUGAACACACGAAAACGAUGUCGCCUUCAGCGCUAGCACCGCCACAACGCUCAGCUAGCGGUAUACCAGACGCUUCGUUAAUAGCUGAAAAACAGCUAUCUUCUGACGAUUCAGCUUCCGAUUUGAGCUAUUCACCUGCAAGACGCGACCCCGAUCGCUACCACGACAUCUUGCAUCAGACCUCUGCCGAAAAUAUAGGAAAUCCAGAAGUAAAUAAAAUGAAUGGUGAAGAACAGACCACUUCGUUUGGAUCAGCGGUGAUAGAUAAUGGGCGAGCAAAUGGGUCCGCUAGUGCGACAAAAACUUAUUCGAACGAAGAAACUAAGCCCCGGGAGGAUGAUCCGGAGACGAAGCGUAGUGACAGUGAAUCACGUUCUCCGCGGAAACGCCCGUCACGUUCUCGUUCGCGUUCCAUUGCUCCUUCCGCCAAAAGUCGAGGCGAAUCGUCUUCAACGCCACUGAAUAAACAACAGUUUAAACAACAUAUUUCCUCUUCAGAAACUAAAAAAACUCAAGCUGCUGCAGCGCCAGAGGGAAACUCCAAUUCUGUAUCAAAAAAGUCGAACAACAAACUAACGUCAGUCUCGGCGUCUUCUUCCACCUCCAAAUUGCGUCAUAGCUUAAGACGCGACGUGUCACGUUCGCCGGAGAUUAAGAAACGACGUUCUGAUCGCGAUGCCAUUUCAUCGAAAGCGGAAAUUCCAUCGUUUAAAGUUGGUCCAAGAGCUUCUCGCUCAGAUCGUAGUGAUCGAAAAUUCAACAACAAACGGGAGAAUGAGCAUGAAACAAAAUUGUACAAGCGUGUCUCCAGUAGUCCCGAGCGAAGAAGAACUGAAACUUUAUCCAUCACUGGCGAAGGCGAUUCAAAAAAGUUUAAACAGAAGAAAACUACUAUAUUCGCUAUAGGUUCUCUAUCGUCUGCCCAAUCUCAUGGUACGUCAACUACAGUCGUGCAACAACCAGUGGUGAAAUUACAUUCGCCGGAGACAUCCCAUUCGUCGGCCGAAUCGGACAAUACAGAUCACGGUAGAGAUGAGAGGGAUGAAGGGGGAGACAAUUUGGACGCCUUUCUUCCGAGAUACGAUGAUAAGCGCGAACAGGAAAAAGAUCUCUCGCUGCUGAAAGCGUUGAAAAACGAUCUAGCCGCCAAGGCCAAGCAGAGUUUGGAAAAGAAAAAAAAUGUGUCUGAAAGCAUGGGAGCAAGUGGUGCCAUAAUUGGAGUUAUGGGAUUGGUCGGAAAGAGUAGCGAUGUUUCGAGUGCACUGCUUGUCGAGUCGCGCGUUGGAGAAUCGCGGGAAAGAGAUUUGCAAUUGUUGCACACUAAGCAGCAACCGCUCGAUCCAACUUCGUCCAAUACGCUUCCAGAUUCCGCUUCUGCAGUCAGCGAAACACUACCGAUGCCAUCGUCAACAACGAUGAGUGCGUCUACUGCACUAGAUGCAACCAGCAACAAUACAAAUAAUGCAACGAUUAAGAAAGAGAUUCAUGAAAUUAUUAGCACCGUUGGUGCGUGUGCUGUAGCCGACGAUUCGGAAGCUAAUACGAAGAAAACGACGAUCUUGCAAGCUGUGGACAAUAUUUUGAAAGAAAAAAUAUCCGGAAAGCCCAACAAAACCCAUAAAGAGCGAACCACAACUAGAAGUUCUCGUUCGAGAUCCCAUUCUCGUUCACGAUCCCGUUCCCAAAAAUCACGCAGUUACAGUAGUUCCAGCAGCGAUACAUGCAGUUCCCGUUCGCAAAGUCGAUCGUCAUCGUCACACAGCCGUAGUUCUUCUGGUCGCGGUAGCAGUCGUUCGAGAAGUCGUUCUAGCAGUCCCUCUACGCGUUCGAGCGUGGCCCGAUCCCGCACUGGAUCACGGUCUCCUUCAAUCCCUCGUCGGGCCGGAUCACCAUCAUUCCUUGAUCGACGCCGUAUAACUAGUGCUCGGAAGCGUCCCAUACCAUAUCGAAGACCAACACCAUCGUCCCCGUCAAGCGGCAGCAGCUAUCACAGUCGUUCUCGAAGCCGAAGUAAAAGCUAAAUUUCUUCUUCAGUGAACAGAUGAGAGCGGUUUUUUAUUUUCAACACAAAUUCAUUUGCUCCUCACAUUGGUUAGAUGCUGUUUGCAGAUGCAAACAAUGCGUCGAUAAACUCCCUAAAGCAUUUCAUAGUUUUCAAUGUUGGUCAUUCAAUGCAAUACAAUAAGCAGUAAAUGCAAUAAGAAAUAUGAUAUAGAUUUUCUAAAUAAAUUGAUGCGCCUGGGCCUUUAAGCAAGAUGUUUCAAAUAGCACUCUACUUUAAAAAAUGUAUCAUGUACUCACGCAAAAACUAUUUUGGUCUGGUCAUGGACUUUCUGGUCCACGUUUUAGGUAUCACAAGCUUAUCUUUUAUUGCAAUUCCCGUCAUUACAUUUUGUGCAAUCUUAUGUAAUUCAUCGUUGAGGCUUUGAGCAAAAAAAAACAAAUACUAAUUAAUAUUGAAAUGAAAAUUACUUCUUGCAUUUAGUAAAACAAGAAACAUCAACUCACUAGUUGCUAGUCAUUGGAGUCAUUGGAUGAAGCGAUGUUUAGCUUAAAACCCAUGAGCACAAGCAAACAUCUUGAAUCAAUGAAAAAGGUAUUGUGAUUAUCACGCAAAGCUUUUGAUCAAUAAAACAAAAGUAAAUAAA